This is a messenger RNA of Megalobrama amblycephala (Wuchang bream), 6223 nucleotides long. It is a transcript of the gene usp6nl, whose product is annotated as USP6 N-terminal like. The record is from RefSeq and is a predicted model, not a curated record. NCBI's taxonomy places the organism in Eukaryota, Metazoa, Chordata, Actinopteri, Cypriniformes, Xenocyprididae. The transcript is spliced from 14 exons. The coding region runs from base 1085 to 3646 and encodes 853 amino acids.
GAAUAAACGAGAGAGAGAGGAGAAUAGAGUAGAGCUGUGUUAUACAGCUUGCCCUGGCUGUAUUGAUUUAGAUGCCAGAGACUGCGAUAGAGAGAGAGAAGUGUAGCCACUUUUUCAGAUGGUCUCUCUCACCUGACACACAAACAUACUGCGGGAACAGGAGAGAGAACUGGACAGUGUCUAUCUGUGAAAGAGUGAAAUAAACAAGAGAUGAACUGCAGAAGCCAACUCUGAUUGGAAGACGAGUGUUUGUGAGAGACAGAGGCAAGCAGCGAGAAAUGAUGUGAGCGAUGAAGAAGACAGACACGGACCCUCGUGUUUCGACCGGUGGGACCUGGAGUGCGGAAAGCACAUUCUGCAGGAUGCAUUGCUGUUUUUAACCCUCGACUGCUUCUUAACGGAUUUGAUGUGGUUUAUGAAGUACAGAAGAAGACAAAAUCUGUGUUUUGGAUGGUGAAUUAUGCGAUUAAUUUAUGUGUUAUGAAUUAGUGAUGUGUUUUAAUUGGUCUUGCGGACCAAAGCUGAUCUUGGAUUCAUUUUGAACACAAAAUGAAAGGAAGAAACUUGAAAUUAAUGUAAAGGACAAGAGACUGAAGGGAAGAGACGGUUUGUUAUAAAAUGAAUGGAAGAAUUUGCUACACUCAGUAUGGUGGCUGUAGAAAUGGAAAUUCCACCUUUCAUUUAGAGGAACCAAACAUCUUUUUGAUCAUUUGUUACUUACGCUUCAAUAUGCAUUUCUUGGAUCAGCUUGAAAAAUACAGCUUUUAGUGUAAUUUCAGCUAAAGAUUUUAGUUUGUUAAAUUAUAUUUUGCAUUUUUCUUUUUUUUUUUCACAAUUUAGCUUUUUGCUGUAUUCAAAUAGAUAUGAGGAUUAAUAACCGGAGAUACCAAGAUGGCCACCAAGUGAACCGGAGUGAUACCGAGUCAUACUUGAGACUAUUUUUGUAGUUAAAUUCAGUCUAGUAAUGCUAUUUUCAGUCAUUUUUGAAUGUGCGUGGCGAGAAUGAAGCUCGGUGUGCUUUGCCCUGCACUGACCCCGCCCCCAACCACACCUAUCUGCACCUUGACCCCGCCCUCUUCUGAUCAUGCAAGUGCUGCAGAUUGUUAAAGAGCUGGUGUCGCCCUCUCACCGUCGCGCCAGCGGUCGUUUUGCAGCGUCUAAUUCAGAGCAGGAUGCCGCAGUGAAGUUGGAACAGGAGCGAGCUGAGAUACUCGCCAAAUAUGACAAGGGUAAAGAAAGUGCGGAGGUGGAGCCGUGGGAGGAGACCAAUUUUGAUCUGUAUAAAGCGGUGGACCGCUUCGGAUUCUUGCAUGAGGAUGAGCUUCCAAUGUAUGACAUAGUGGAAGAAAAGCAAAAACAUCUGGAAGUGGAGAGAACGACAAAAUGGCUGAAAAUGUUGAAAAGCUGGGAGAAAUACAAGAACAGUGACAAGCUGGUGAGGAGAAUCUAUAAAGGAAUUCCACUGCAGCUCAGAGGUCAGGUUUGGUGUCUUCUGCUCGACGUCCCCAAAAUCAAAGAGGAGAAGAAGGACUUCUAUGAGAAACUGAAGAUCAGAGCAAGGGGUUUGUCUCCAGAUGUCCGUCAGAUUGAUCUGGAUGUGAAUCGUACAUAUAGAGAUCACAUCAUGUUCAUGCACCGUUAUGAUGUCAAACAGCAGGAUCUGUUUCAUGUGCUUACAGCAUACUCCAUUUAUAACACGGAGGUGGGCUAUUGUCAGGGCAUGAGUCAGAUCACUGCUCUGUUACUCAUCUAUAUGAAUGAGGAAGAUGCUUUCUGGGCACUGGUUAAGCUGCUCUCUGGACAGAGACAUGCCAUGCACGGUUUCUUUGUACCAGGGUUCCCUAAACUCAUGCGCUUCCAGGAGCAUCAUGACCGUAUCCUGCAGAAGAUGAUGCCUAAGCUCAAACAACAUCUAGAUAACCAAGAGGUGUUCACCAGCCUGUACACUAUGAAAUGGUUCUUUCAGUGUUUCUUGGAUCGGACUCCGUUUACACUUACGCUGAGAAUAUGGGACAUUUAUAUUUUGGAAGGAGAGCGAGUUUUGACUGCGAUGUCCUACACCAUCCUCAAACUACACAAAAAGACCCUCUUGAAGUUGUCCAUGGAGGAUCUGGUGAAGUUUCUGCAGGUGACUCUGUCAAAGGAUUUCUUUUUUGAGGAUGACUUUGUGAUAGAGCAGCUUCAAAACUCCAUGUCUGAGCUCAGACGAUCUAAAUUGGAGCUGCCACCUCCAGGUAAGGAGGAUGAGUUUCCUAAGAAACCAUUAGGUCAACUCCCCCCUGAGCCUCCAGGGUUGGCGGCAGCAGCAACCAAUCAUGUGGCUAACGGGCAGCCGGUUGGACAGACGGGUGAGGGUCUACCCCCUCGUGGUCCAAGCCCUGCCGCAAGCAUCAGUAAACGAGAGUCUGGUCCCAUCACUGAUGGAACACCAGAGAGGUACCAAGAGAGUCGGCCAUCCAGCUCACUGGACAAGGUGCCUCAUCCAGAGAGGGAUAGACGGGGUGUAGACCCUCAAAAGGAGCGGGUCCCAACCCACAUGCCCAACAACAGUGCAACAGCUGGUGGGAAGGCGUUGACCCAGAACCAGACAAAUCACAACUCCAAUGCUAGAUCCAGCAUGCGCAGGGACAAGCCUCGUUGGGUCAAGCCUUCCGAAGGCAAACUGGAAGCAGUCAAGGCUGCAGCACUUCGGGAAAGCCAGUCGAGUCUAACUAUGGGUGUUCCACCCUCGCCCAGCUCCCCAACUCCAGAGGAGGCCACCGGGGCACAGCACCGCCCCCGUUCCCGCGCAUUCGCUCCAGGCUCCAACCGCGCUUCCAAUGCCUCGCAAUACGACAAUGUCCCGGGACCAGACGGAGAGGUUAUGGAGAUUAUAGAGCUGGAGAAACCACCUUCUCGCCCCCCAUCCCGACCAUACGUCGGACCUUCUUUGAGACAAGGCAGCCCCACCCGUCCUCCUAGUGGUGGAACCAGUGUUUCUCCAUUUAGAGUGUCCAAACAGAGCAUGAUGCAAUCCAAACCAGAACCUCGUGCACCUCUGCACUAUCCACCUGGCAUUACGCCUGUCUACACUCCCUACGUUUCGGAUUCUCGGCCAGAGGAUAGACUAUACAGCCAGCCGUAUGCUGAGCAAAUUUACGCAACUACGGGACGUGGCUCAUCUAACCCUUCGCCAGAGAAAACUUUGAUGAACAACAGCUACUUAACCUACCGACGGCCACCGCCAAACAUGCCCCCUCUCAGGGUUGCUCCGGCUGAGCUUUCAUCCCAGAUAGACAGUGUUAGCGAGGGUGGGUAUUACAUGAGGCAGCCCACCCGAUUGGUGGGGUCUCCUGCUUACCCGCCCACAGAACUACGUUAUGAGGGACACAGACGGAGAGAGGGCUGGUAUGGGGACAUGGAGGCAGGGCCUCCGCGAUCUCCUGUCGGACUACCACGAUCUCCCAGCUUCCAGAAAGCUCAGCUGUCUCCCGUUCACCCCGUUCAGGAGUUUAACUUUGCACCUGCAAAUAUCUCGGACGCUGUGCACCAUUUCAGAGGACCCUACCAAGAGCACUCCGGCAGGCAACAGCUCCCCCACCCACUGUUCGGAGGAGCACACUACAGGCAGGAGGCCUUUGCAAUGCAGGAGUCCAUGCUGCUCUGAGAUGGACAGACAGAGACCGAAAUAGAGGGAUACACUGUAAGAGUGAUGGCUAGCAAGCAGUUUUGUGUUGGUUUAAUGUUUUUGCAUUCUGUUUUGUUUAUUUGUUUGUUCGUUUGUUUGUCUGGCAAGUCUUACCAAACAAGGAUUGCCAGUUUCAGGCAUUUGUACUGAUCAAAGACUGAUUGAAGAAUUAUGCUUUUAUUUUUGUCCGUAAAAUAAUCAUUAACUGCCGAUGUGAGUUAUAUAACAGAGCUUAAAUGUGCAAAGAUAGGUUUUUGUUGUUUGUGUAAUUAGUACACUGAGAUAUUUAAAUGGAGGUUUAUGGACAAACUCAGUUACUGAUCUAUUAUCAUCUAUUUUUUUAAUGCAUUUCAGACAUAAACAUACUUUAGAGGAUACUUUAUUCCUUGAUUGUGAAUAUAUUUUUUAAGAACAAAGAUUUGUGUAGGUUAGAUACAGUAUGUAUAAUUAUGAACAACUAAAAUAGUGAAAAUAGUUGCUGUUGGACAGAAUAUUUCAAUGUAUCACUACAGUGUUCAUAUGAAAGUAAAAACCUUGUUUGUAAGGCUUGUUUUUGAGGUUAUAUAUAAAAAUGCAGAUAUUUAAUUUUACAUUGAAAGGGAAGUUUAGGGGGUAUGUGCGUUCUCAAAAUCUGUUAGGCACUGACCAGCAAAGUAGAUCUUAUAUUUUCAGUUCAAGGUAAAAACAUAAAAUAACUGAUCAAACUGAUUGAUACUAGAGUUUGUUAAAAUGAUGAAAAAGCUUCCCUGGAUUUGGACAUUGUAUAUUGUCACUAGCAGAUAACUCUGUAACAAAGGGUGAAAUAAAGUAAAUUGGGCCACUUUUGGCUGUCAAAGUGGCCCAAUUUACCCAAAUUCAUCCAAUAAAUGUAUGUGAUGCCCAAUGCAAGUUAUGCAAUUUGUUACUGAAAACUCUGUUUGAAUUCAAUAAUAUGGCUGCUAGUUUGUUAUAGCAUGCAGCUGCAGUGUUAAGUUGGUUGUACCUGUGCUGUUACUCAGUGGAAUUCUUCUAAUAAUGGACCUUUUUUAUAGCAGCAAGAUUAUCAAAUUCAAAUUUCACAAAAAGCACAGGUUUUACACAUUAUACAACAUUAUACACAUUAUAAAACAAUCAACUCACAGAUCUCUACAGAUCUAUUGAUCUUUUUUUUUUUCACUCCAUACCAUUUCCUAAUCUUAUUUAGGAAACUAGAUUAAGCUCCUAACCCAUUAACUUGUUUUUGAGUGAACUUUUUUUUUUCUUCAGCCUACUUGAUUAUAUGGCAUGGCAACACUACCAACUCAUUUGACACAUUAAUUUUAAAGGGUUAGUUCACCCAAAAAUGAAAAUUCUGUCAUUAGUUACUCACGUUCAUGUCGUUCCAAACCCGUAAGACCUUCGUUCAUCUUCGGAACACAAAGAUAAGAUAUUUUUGAUGAAAUGCGUGAGCCUUCUGGCCUCUGACUGUAACACAAUUACCACUUUUAAGGCCCAGAAAGGUAGUAAAGACAUAGUUAAAAUAGUCCAUGUGACUACAGUGGUUCAACCUUAAUUUUAUGAAGCAGCGAGAAUACUUUUUGUGCGCAAAAACAAAACAAAAAUAACGACUUCAUUCAACAAUUUCUUCUCCUCCCUGUCAUUUUCCUGUGCUGUUUACAUUGUAGACACAGGGCAGUGCUUCCAGGUUCUACGUAAGAAAGCUGACACUUUAUUGGCCGCUCCUGCGUCAGCAUCACACGCAUGUGUCAUGCUGCCAAUACAAUGAACAGUGUCGGCCAAUGCUGAGUCGCCGUUCUGAUGUAGAACCCGGAAGCGCUGCACUGUGUUUACUACGUGAUCAGCAUAGGAGAUUGACAUGGAAGAGAAUAAAUUGUUGAAUAAAGUUAUUUUUGUUUGAUUUGUGCACAAAAAAAUAUUUUUGUCUCUUCAUAACAUUAAGUUUGAACCACUGUAGUCACAUGGACUAUUUUACAGAUGUCUUUACUACCUUUCUGGGCCUUGAAAGUGGUUAUUAUGUUGCAUUCUUUUGGAGGCCAGAAGGCUCACGGAUUUCAUCAAAAAUAUCUUAAUUUGUGUUCCAAAGAUGACUGAAUGUCUUACAGGUUUGGAUCGACAUGAGGGUGAGUAAUUAAUGACAAAAUUUUCAUUUUUGGGUGAACUAUCCCUUUAAUUUUACACACCAGUAUAUUUGCUACUGAAUAUGUAGCAGAUUGAUUAUUUCAUAGUAUACCAUAAUGACCGGACCAAACAGCUUUCAGAACACUCCACGCAACACACACUCCUAAUGUAUCCCUUUCUGAUGCCAUCUGCUAUCAUACCACUGCAAAAAAAAAAAAAAAAAUCUUAUUCAGUCUUAUUCAUGGACAAGCAAACUAAUUUAUUCUCUGCUCUAGCCCCAGUUGUUUCCUUCUUCCAGGCCUGUCAUUUCAGUACUGGUUUAGUACACUUCAUUUUGACCGAGCAUUCCAGUUCAGAUUGUUGGACUGAAUAUUAUUUCUUUGUUAAACUACUAAAUGCAACUUGAUUAUCAGAUUUCCCCUUCUCUAAUAAAACAACAUGGGGUGAUUUUAAAAAAAA